Lachancea fermentati is the source of this 2511-nucleotide messenger RNA. Lineage: Eukaryota; Fungi; Ascomycota; Saccharomycetes; Saccharomycetales; Saccharomycetaceae. The record is from the annotation of a GenBank genome assembly.
AUGACCGGGGCUAACGGUCACGGAAAUCAAAACAUAAAUAUUGUAAACUCGAACUACUCCAGAUAUGGCACAUCAGUGUAUCAAAAACUGUAUAAAGAAACGUCACCUGGGCCGGCACUUCACGGCCAAGUGAAUUGGCAGUUGGAUAAGAUGACUUCCUUCGCCAGCACGGAGAGUAGCCUUACGACCGAUAACGAUAGCACCACAUCAAAAUUCAAGAAGAAGUACAGGUCGCUAUUGCAGAACUAUGGCGGAUCAUCAUCGAAGGCCAAGAGGCUGAUAGGAAAACUGCAUGAUCAUGGAUCUAGUGAUUCAUUUUCGAUAUUCUCCCUUAGAAGUUCUUAUUCCAACAGAAAUCUUGGAAGCGGACAUCAGAGAGCCCCUGGAACGGGAUCCGCUCAACAGCGGGUAAUUUUGGAGGACAGCAGACCUUUUCUAGAUUUAAACGCGCUUCCUGCUGAAAUUCUGGUGCUUGUGUUUCAAAAUUUGGACCGUGGCGGCUACUUGUAUGAUAAAAGAAGUCUUGUACGCUGCCUCUAUGUUUGCAAGAAAUUCUAUGAGGCUGGCAAGGCAGUUCUGUACGAAAGCCCAUGUUUCGUCUCUACCUAUCGUUUCGCGCAGUUUGUGACUUGCCUCAGACUUCAUCCAGAAAAUGGGCUGCUUCUCAGGGUCCUAGACCUGUCCAGAUUGAAAAGUGGGUUGAUCGAAGAAGCCAAGGAAGACGAUGAUGAAGAGGAGGAAGAAGAUGAAGCAGAAGAAGAUGAAGGUGACGAGCAAGAGUGGAACAAUGAUGAGAGAGACGAGCAAGAACGGCGCGGAAGAAGGAUGGCCAAUGAUAACGUGCUGCAAGAAGAGAAUGAAGAAGACGCUGCUGAGGAGGGACAAGAACUCAGAUUGACUGAAGGAACGCACUUAGAACGUGAAUCUACCCCAACAGAUGACGACCUUCCCGGAAUAGCUUGGGCUGGCUGGAGAGAUUGGCGGUUCAGAUUCGAUCCCUUGUAUGGAUCCCAGAUGCUCAAUAGCUACUAUAACUUAAAGAGAAGCAGUUCAAGAAGUUCUUCGAUAACAUCAACGGGUACUGCAGCUGCAUCAACGGUCCCAAUGUCACGCAGAGCUCAUAGAUCGAAUAGCUCUGUGAGCUCUUUUACAAGCAGUAUCAUGUCUUCGUUCUACAAUUCCACCUCCUUGUCAUCUCUUAACUUGACGCUUUCUCAAGACUCGCCUAGCAGUAGCGGAUCAAAUAAGUGGUUCAGAAACAUCUUCAACUCUAAACGAGCUCAGAAAAGGAAAUACGAAAAGUACGUUUUAUCAAAGAUGAAUGAUAGCACAAAAGACUUAGAGAAAACUUCUCAAUCGGAUGACGAAGAGCGCAAAACAUCUGUGAAAUUUUGUGUCCAGAAAAAUUUGAAAGAUCAGCCAUUUCAUGAGGGCCAUCCUUAUACAAAUAAGUUUCUUUUGAAGUACUCACUGUAUAAGGAUGUGCCAAUGGGCCAUAUUUUCCAUGUCAUCUCUCACUGUCCAAACAUCGUUAAAAUAAACCUUGCAAACGUCACAAUUUCGUCUGAUUUCCAAGUUGUUGUUCGCAAUAAGGCAACAAAAUGUAACACAAUAUCCAUGCUUAGGACCCCCAAAGAACAAGAGAAGGAGGUGAAUUCAAACAUUGGAAAAAACCUUGAUGUAGUGUAUUUGACAGACUCCAACAAAAAUUACGAUUACUAUCAAGGUAGCAAAUCGGGAGCACCCAAGAGAGUAGAAAAUUUGCAUAUGGGUUCACCCUUUUCAAGCCAUGGUGGGGAGUUUUGGUACCACACUAACUAUCCGCCACCUAUCAAUCAAAAUACAAAGUAUAGGGGAGAACGUGUGAGAAGCCAAAACACUGACGAUUACUCAUUAACGAAGUUGGAGGUUCGUGAUUUGUUUUCCCUGCUGCAUGAUACACUUCCACACUUGAAGUCUCUCAACAUGGACAAUGUUGUGUGGUGCAAUCAACCAGACUUUAAGGACUUUGUCCUGUCCAAAAUUGGUCGAACCACAAGCCUUGAGAUGAGCUUCAGACACGCUGGCAUGGGACGCAAUCUGUCAUGGGCUUCGCAAGGUAAUAUAAUGCAAUUUGUUGCCAUAAUCUUGUUGGGUGAGCUUUUGGACAACGAUGAUCUCUACUUAGAAGAUCUUUUCAAUGUUCGCAUGGAGAGGUUCAGUACUCCCAUGUUAGAGGAUUACACAAUUAUUGAACGCUCCAAUUUAGUGACCUUGUAUCAUCACCACGGGGAGACUAAAUUUUCUCUGCUCAUAAAGCACGGGCCCACGCUUGCUGCUUCCACUGAAUUCCGCUCGGAUUCAAUUUUAGAAUGUACUAUAUUUUUGGGACCUGCUUCAGACUCUUGCGACGAAAUAACGUUAAGAACUGGCGAACUAGCCCAUCGACUUGUCGAUCGCAUAAGAGAUCUACGUACGGCUGAACUGCGAAGACAUAUUGGUGAGAAUCAAUACUCAAUUGGGAUAGUGUGA